AUGCGUUGGGGUGAAACUCUCACAUUACAGUUUGUUAAAAUUUAUCUGAAGCAAGAAUGCCUUUGGAAUCCAUUGCAUUCGUGUUAUAAAAAUAAGUCCGAAAGAGUGUCUGCGUAUCUUAAAAUAAUUUCCGAAUUUAAAGCUUCUGGGGGAGCAAGUCUAUCCAUACCGCAAGCAAAAAUAAAAAUAAAGAAUCUACGGACGACAUAUGCGCAAGAAAUGCGGAAAGUUUUGAAUAAGUCCAGUCCCGAUCAUAUUUACGAGCCAUCUCUAGUUUGGUUCCCGGAAAUGGACAAGUGCUUAAAAAAUGUUAUCAUACCGCGUUUUUUUCAACCUACUCAACAACAUUCAAAUGACUUGCAAGCAGACUCGUCUAGCCAAAUCUGGGUACUAACAGAAACACAAGAUGGUAACACUGUAAAAAACACCAGUAGCUUGAUUCCUCACAUUGAAUUUGAACAAGUGGAAGACAUUUUAGAACAGACAGACUCUAAACAUUAUAUCCCAAAGCCAAAUAGAAGAAUGAAAAGGAAAAAAUUAAAAGGUAAAUCAAUAUAUACAACUGUUUCGAAUUCAGAACGUGAAGAUGAAUUUGAUAUUUAUGGAAAAUUCAUUGCUUCUCAAUUAAGGCAGAUGGAUAUGCAUAGAGCUCUACAAUUGCAGCUUGAAAUACAAAGCCUUGUUAGUGAAGCUAGGAUGGCUGAUUUGUAGAAGUUUAGUAAAACAUUAGGUCUGAAAAACUUGCCUCACAUGUUAUUGUU
This is a messenger RNA of Hyposmocoma kahamanoa, 761 nucleotides long. RefSeq lists its product as uncharacterized. The record is from RefSeq and is a predicted model, not a curated record. The coding region runs from base 1 to 711 and encodes 236 amino acids. Lineage: Eukaryota; Metazoa; Arthropoda; Insecta; Lepidoptera; Cosmopterigidae. The transcript is spliced from 2 exons.